Dunckerocampus dactyliophorus (ringed pipefish) is the source of this 4186-nucleotide messenger RNA. It is a transcript of the gene mtr, whose product is annotated as 5-methyltetrahydrofolate-homocysteine methyltransferase. Gene Ontology annotation, molecular function: methionine synthase activity; cobalamin binding; zinc ion binding. Bases 92 to 3901 code for a protein of 1269 amino acids. The transcript is spliced from 33 exons. NCBI's taxonomy places the organism in Eukaryota, Metazoa, Chordata, Actinopteri, Syngnathiformes, Syngnathidae. The record is from RefSeq and is a predicted model, not a curated record. Gene Ontology annotation, biological process: pteridine-containing compound metabolic process.
GCUGGCCAUAGUCAACAUCUACGUUAUUAAAAUUAGUCCCCUCAUCUUGUUACGGGCCAGAGGGCUGAUUUCAAGACUCUCUCGUCUUAAGAUGGCUCCGACUAACGUCGUUCCCCAGUAUUCUUCAGAAACAGAAAGCAGAUGUCUGCUUGAGUCAGAACUGCGAGCUCAGUUGCAUCAAAGGAUUAUGAUCCUGGAUGGAGGUAUGGGAACCAUGAUCCAGCAUCAGGGACUUCAGGAGGAGGAUUUCAGAGGGGAGGAAUUUAGAGAGCAUAAGCUGCCUCUUAAAGGAAACAAUGACCUGCUAAGUAUCACACAGCCAGAUGUCAUCUACAAAAUCCACAAGGAGUAUCUACAAGCUGGUGCUGACAUCAUCGAAACCAACACAUUCAGCAGCACAUCCAUUGCUCAGGCUGACUAUGGACUGGAACACAUGGCUUAUCGCCUUAACAGAGAAUCCGCAGAGCUAGCAAGAAGAGCAGCUGAUGAUGUCACCAAGCAAAGUGGAUGUAAGCGUUAUGUGGCGGGGGCGGUUGGCCCUACCAAUAAAACUUUGUCAGUGUCACCUUCUGUGGAGAGACCUGACUUCAGAAACAUCACCUUUGACGAGCUAGUUGAAGCUUAUUCAGAGCAAGUCAGAGGUUUGUUGGAUGGAGGAGCAGACAUAAUUUUGGUUGAGACCAUCUUCGACACUGCCAAUGCUAAGGCGGCAUUGUUCGCAAUUGAUCUGUUAUUUGAGAAGAGCUACGAAAGAAAACCUCUAAUUAUCUCAGGAACGAUUGUUGACAGGAGUGGGCGAACUCUGUCCGGUCAGACAGGAGAGGCUUUUGUAGUGAGUGUGUCACAUACUAAACCACUAUGUAUUGGCCUCAACUGUGCCUUAGGGGCAACGGAAAUGAGGCCAUUCAUCGAGGCCAUAGGAAAAGCCACCUCUGCUUUUAUUAUCUGUUACCCCAAUGCAGGUCUUCCCAACACAUUUGGAGGUUAUGAUGAAACUCCGGCAGUAACAGCCUCCAAUUUAAAGGAUUUUGCAGUGGACGGACUCGUGAAUAUUGUGGGAGGCUGUUGUGGUACCACUCCAGCGCACAUAAGAGCCAUAGCAGACGCAGUCAAACACUGCCAACCUAGAGUUCCUACAGGGGAUAUUUAUCAAGACUACUUGCUGCUCUCAGGUUUGGAGCCAUUCAAGAUCGGCCCUUACACCAACUUUGUAAACAUUGGUGAGCGCUGCAAUGUGGCUGGGUCACGCAGGUUUGCCAAGAUGAUUAUGGCUGGGAACUACGAGGAAGCUCUAAGCGUUGCAAAGGCCCAGGUAGAGAUGGGAGCCCAAGUUCUUGAUAUCAAUAUGGACGAAGGAAUGCUGGAGGGUCCAACAGCCAUGUCUCGCUUUUGUAAUCUUAUUGCUUCUGAGCCAGACAUUGCUCGGGUUCCUUUGUGUAUUGAUUCAUCUAACUUCUCCGUCAUUGAAGCUGGACUGAAAUGCUGUCAGGGCAAAUGUAUAGUCAACAGUAUCAGUUUGAAAGAAGGUGAGCAGGAGUUCCUUCUUCGAGCUGCAACUGUGAAGCGCUAUGGAGCUGCUGUGGUUGUCAUGGCCUUUGAUGAGGAAGGCCAGGCCACAGAGACAGAUCGCAAAGUGGAAAUCUGCACCCGAGCGUAUAACCUGCUGGUUAGCAAAGUUGGAUUUGAUCCCAGAGACAUAAUCUUUGACCCCAAUAUCCUGACCAUUGGCACCGGGAUGGAAGAACACAAUGAGUAUGCUGUUAACUUCAUCAGGGCUACAAAGGUCAUUAAGGAAACCUUACCAAGGGCCAGAGUGAGUGGAGGUCUUUCCAAUCUGUCUUUCUCCUUCAGAGGAAUGGAGGCCAUCAGAGAAGCUAUGCAUGGGGCCUUUCUCUACCAUGCCAUCAAGGAUGGUUUGGAUAUGGGCAUAGUGAAUGCUGGGAAUCUGCCCGUGUACGAUGACAUUGAUAAAGAGCUGCUGUUACUGUGUGAAAAUCUCAUCUGGAACAAAGAUGCCGAUGCUACUGAGAAGCUUCUGGUCUAUGCACAAAACAAUGUGAAAGGGGGGAAAAAGGUGGUUCAAACAGACAUAUGGAGGGAAAAAAGCGUGGAAGAGAGGCUGGAGUAUGCCCUCGUCAAGGGAAUAGAAACCUAUGCGGUACAGGAUGUGGAAGAAUGUCGAGCACAUGUUGAUCGCUACACCAGUCCCCUUCACAUCAUUGAGGGUCCUUUGAUGAAUGGCAUGAAAGUGGUUGGAGAUCUGUUUGGUGCAGGCAAGAUGUUCCUGCCGCAGGUCAUCAAGUCGGCUCGUGUUAUGAAGAAGGCGGUGGGCCAUCUAAUACCUUUCAUAGAGAAAGAGAGACAGGAGAGGAUUGCUUUGUCUGGGUCAACUGAGGACAUGAAUCCUUAUCAAGGCACCAUAGUUCUGGCCACAGUGAAGGGCGAUGUCCAUGAUAUUGGCAAGAAUAUUGUCGGUGUCGUGCUGGGUUGCAACAACUUCAGGGUGGUUGAUCUGGGUGUGAUGGUUCCUUGUGAUAAGAUUCUCAGAGAGGCCAUUCAGCAAAAAGCAGACGUUAUUGGUUUGUCUGGUCUGAUCACCCCGUCUCUAGAUGAGAUGAUUUAUGUGGCCAAAGAGAUGGAGAGACUGGGAAUGACCACUCCAUUGUUGAUAGGGGGAGCCACCACAUCAAAGACUCACACAGCAGUGAAGAUUGCUCCAUGCUACACUUCUCCUGUUGUCCAUGUCCUGGAUGCUUCGAGGAGUGUGGUUGUGUGCUCUCAGCUUCUGGAUGAUAAUGUGAGAGAGGACUUUUUUGAGGACCUGAAAGAGGAAUAUGAAGAAGUCAGGCAGGAGCAUUACGACUCGUUGAAGGACCGUCGUUAUCUGUCGCUAGCCCAAGCGAGGGGGAGAGCUCUCCAUAUUGACUGGCAAUCAAUAACUAAACCAGUGUGUCCUCAGUACUUUGGCAGCCAUGUGUUUGAACAGUACGACCUGACCAAACUAUUGGACUUCAUUGAUUGGAAGCCUUUCUUUGACGUCUGGCAGCUCAGGGGAAAAUAUCCCAACCGAGGUUACCCCAAGAUCUUCAAAGAUAAGACAGUGGGAUCGGAGGCACGCAGAGUUUUUGAUGACGCCCAGCGGCUGCUGAACCAAAUGAUUGAUAACUCUAGUCUAACAGGACGAGGUUUGGUGGGGUUCUGGCGGGCCCAGAGUGAUGGUGAUGACAUCCACGUGUACAACAAUGAUGAUAUAGCGCAGAGAAAUAGAGAGCCAAUUGCAACAUUCCAUGGUUUACGCCAACAGCUGGAAAAGGACAGUGCUGCUUCAGAUCCCUACCUGUGUUUGUCUGACUUUGUGGCGCCCGUGAACAGCGGCUUGGAAGAUUACAUUGGCAUGUUUGCUGUGGGAGUGUUUGGUGCAGAGGAACUGAGUCAGCAGUUCCAGACUCAGGGGGACGACUACAACAGCAUCAUGGUCAAAGCUUUGGCUGACCGACUGGCUGAGGCAUUUGCAGAGGAGCUCCAUGCUCGUGUGCGGAAGGAUCUGUGGGGCUACAGUGGUGAUGAGUCUCUGCAGGCCUCAGACCUCCACAAGGUUCGUUAUCAGGGCAUCAGACCGGCCGCGGGCUACCCAAGCCAGCCCGAUCACACUGAAAAGAUGACAAUGUGGAACCUUGCCGGUAUACAGGAGAAGACGGGUAUUGCGCUGACAGAGUCACUGGCCAUGACUCCCGCAGCCUCAGUGUCUGGACUUUAUUUCUCCAACCCACAGGCUUCAUACUUUGCUGUUGGGAAGAUCACCAAGGAGCAGGUGGAGGAUUACUCGAGGAGGAAAAAGAUGAGUGUGGAGGAGGUCGAGAAAUGGCUGUCGCCCAUCCUUGGGUACGACAGUGAAGCGUAGAACUGCACCGCACCAACAAUGAGCUGGACCACAAACUAAUUAGAUUUACAAUCCCAGCAUUCCACCGAAGAACUACACAAACUUAAAGUAUCACUUUCAUUUUGUCACUACUCUUUGUACUUUGUGUAAGUGCAAGUAUUGGACAAUUUUUAUGCAGAAUUUCGAGGCAGGGGUGCCCAAAGUGCAGCUCCUGGAUGUUUUCAUUUUGGCCCGUGGCACAUUCUAAAAAUAAAAUUUGUAUUUACUUUAUUAAAAAAAAAAAAAAAAACAUAAAAAAUGGAAAAA